Molecule: messenger RNA, 1038 nt
Organism: Fraxinus pennsylvanica
Lineage: Eukaryota; Viridiplantae; Streptophyta; Magnoliopsida; Lamiales; Oleaceae
Source: the annotation of a GenBank genome assembly
AUGGCUCAUCGAAGAUCAAAAUCAUUGCUCAUUUUAUGCUUUUAUUGUUACUAUCUAAUUGCCCUUGCUGCGAAGAGUUACUAUGACAUUCUGCAAGUUCCUAAAGGCGCUUCCGAUGACCAAAUAAAACGAGCUUACCGGAAGCUUGCUUUGAAAUAUCAUCCGGAUAAGAACCAAGGAAAUGAAGAGGCUAACAAGAAAUUUGCUGAAAUUAACAAUGCAUAUGAAGUGUUAUCCGAUGGUGAGAAGAGGAGUAUAUAUGAUAGGUACGGUGAAGAGGGACUUAAACAGCAUGCCGCCAAUGGUGGUGGUAGUAGAUCUGGCGGAAUGAAUUUUCAGGACAUAUUUAGCUCGUUUUUUGGUGGAGGCCCAACGGAAGAAGAAGAGAAGAUCGUGAAAGGCGAUGAUGUAAUUAUCGAACUGGAUGCAACACUUGAAGAUCUAUAUAUGGGGGGUUCGUUGAAGGUUUGGAGGGAGAAAAAUGUGUUAAAACCAGCCCCAGGAAAGAGACGUUGCAACUGUAGAAAUGAGGUUUAUCACAAGCAAAUUGGUCCAGGGAUGUUCCAGCAGAUGACAGAGCAGGUUUGUGAACAAUGCCCAAAUGUGAAGUUUGAAAGGGAGGGUUAUUUCGUCACCGUGGAUAUCGAAAAAGGAAUGCAGGAUGGGCAAGAAGUUGUCUUUUACGAAGAUGGGGAGCCCAUUAUAGACGGUGAAGCUGGAGACCUGAAGUUUCGCAUUCGUACUGCACCUCAUGAUCGCUUCAGGAGGGAAGGAAAUGACCUGCACACAACAGUUACUAUUACUUUGGUGCAAGCUCUUGUUGGUUUUGAGAAGACUAUCAAACACCUCGACGAUCAUUUAGUGGAUAUAAGCUUGAAGGGUAUUACGAAUCCUAAGGAAGUGAGAAAGUUUAAAGGAGAAGGAAUGCCAUUACAUUUUAGCAAUAAGAAGGGCGAUUUAUACGUCAAGUUUGAGGUUCUUUUCCCAACUUCACUAACAGAGGACCAAAAGACAAAGAUCAAGGCAAUUCUUGAUUAG